Hipposideros armiger (great roundleaf bat) is the source of this 3952-nucleotide messenger RNA. RefSeq names its product LYL1 basic helix-loop-helix family member (gene LYL1). The transcript is spliced from 5 exons. Gene Ontology annotation, molecular function: RNA polymerase II cis-regulatory region sequence-specific DNA binding; DNA-binding transcription factor activity, RNA polymerase II-specific; protein dimerization activity. The coding region runs from base 956 to 1795 and encodes 279 amino acids. Lineage: Eukaryota; Metazoa; Chordata; Mammalia; Chiroptera; Hipposideridae. Gene Ontology annotation, biological process: regulation of transcription by RNA polymerase II. The record is from RefSeq and is a predicted model, not a curated record.
GAUCAGGAACAGUCUUGUCACUGCUACCUAACUGUACCCAGGACCCCCCCUCCUGCCUUUGUGAGGCUCCAUCUGAGUCUUGAGUUUCAUCACCACCCAGGACAUUCACCCAACACCUCUUUUAUCAACAUCCACCCUGAAGUAGCCCGGCUGUGGGUUAAGGGCCAAGGACCACCAAGGUGGGGGGCUAUGUGAUCCUGUGACCUAGAGGACCAGGAUUGUGCGGACAUGCUAGGGGCACCUAUCAGAAGAUUCUGACAACAUUGUCACUGUAGGAAACUCCCGCAGCUGUGGCCCUUCCUGUCACCCUCCUGGAUCUGGAAAGGUGGUGUGGGUAGUUCGCUGGGGACCCAGGACACCUGCCACACUGGACACCCAAGAUCAGACUGUUAGAACUGCCCUCCCACCAGUGCCCCCACUCCGGAGGCAUGCGGGUGGCAGAAAGGCCGGGGAGGGGCUCUUAAAAAGAGGAACCAGGCAGGGGAGGAGGAGGAGAAGGAGGGAGCUCUGGGUCAGGUCACGAGGCCCCAGCAGGGCCGGAAAGGGCUCUCCACCCCCAUCAACAUGGACAUGGCUGGGGGUGUUCAAAGCUGUAGGCCAGACCCAAGCCACACAGGAGGCCACUGCUUCCCUGACUCAGUUACCCCUCUGCAUGCAUCCAGGCAUCUCACUCCCAGCUGUGCACUGGGGCUGGGUCCUCAGAGGGCCAGGGUCCCUCCAGUGACAGGGGGAAGGGAAGGGACCCAGGCCGCUGCCCCAAGGCCCUUGGGAGCCUAGGAAGAGGUGAAGCCAGACAGGGCAGCCGGCUGCCAGGGGCACAGAGCAAAGAGACUGGACGGAGCAGAGUCACGGAGCCUGGCCUGGAGCUGGAACCACAUCUUGGCUCUGACCGACAGAGCCAGGGUACUCAGCAGGCAGCAGGACCAGCACAGGGGUGAGCACCCCCUUGGGGUCCAUGUGCCCGCCCCAGGCCCAGGCAGAGGUGGGCCCCACCAUGACUGAGAAAGCUGAGAUAGUGUGUGCUCCCAGCCCAGCACCUGCCCCGCCCCCCAAACCUGUCUCCCCUGGGUCCACGAAGGCGGAGGAGUUGGACCAUGGAGGUACCUCAUCCCCCAGGCUGCCCCCUGGUGUCCCGGUGAUCAGUCUGGGCCACACCAGGCCCCCAGGGACAGCCAUGGCCACCACCGAGCUAAGUGCCCUGCGGCCCCCGCUGCUACAACUCUCCACCCUGGGAAGCACCACAACCCCUCUGGCCCUGCAUUACCAUCCUCACCCCUUCCUCAACAGCUUCUACAUUGGGCCGGCAGGACCUUUUGGCAUCUUCCCUAGCAGCCGGCUGAAGCGGAGACCAAGCCACUGUGAGCUGGAGCUGACUGAGGGGCACCAGCCCCAGAAGGUGGCCCGGCGUGUGUUCACCAACAGCCGCGAGCGCUGGCGGCAGCAGAACGUGAACGGUGCCUUUGCGGAGCUCAGGAAGCUGCUGCCGACGCACCCGCCCGACCGGAAGCUGAGCAAGAACGAAGUGCUCCGCCUCGCCAUGAAGUACAUCGGCUUCCUGGUGCGGUUGCUGCGAGACCAGGCGGCCGCUCUGGCUGCAGGCCCCACCACUCCCGGUCCCCGCAAACGGCUGGCACACCGAGGCCCGGACGAGGGUGCCCGCCGCGGGCCAUGUCGCCGGGCCGAGGUGGUGGUGCGCCCCCAGCCCGCGCCCCCGUCCUGCCCAGAUAGCAGCCCCGGGGGCGCGGCCCGGCCCAUCAAGACGGAACAAGCGGCUGUCAGCCCGGAGGUGCGGUGACCUCUGAGGUGUUGCCUCUGAGCCGAUGAGCACUGGGAACUCAGCCCAGGGCCGUCGAGGAAGGCGCGGACCACGCACUGGGCCUGCUCUGGAGCGAAGUCCCCCGAAGAGGGACCAGCGAGGACGUCCCCUUAAGGGGAAAGGGCCAGGGGUCUGUCGUCCCCAGGGGCCCUGCAGACCUUUUUAUCACCUAACGCCCGCUGGAAGUGGCCUUGCCCGCGUCCGCCUCCCGGAGGCGAGGUCCGGGAACCAACAUGGCAGAGCGGUCAUCGGACCCAAGUGGUGCCUCUUUUUUGCGGGCUGGGGCGGGGGUCACCGAGACGUGGGGUGCGGCCCGGGGGCCUUCCGCUUCCCGCCGGCGCCACCUCCGGCAGACUCGAUACACGCGCCUCCACGGCGUCCGCAGCGCGCCUGGCGGGUGGAGAGAGACGCAGAGUCCACGCGGGGCAUCAUCCCACCUAGCCCGACCCAGCCCCGCACGGUCGCAUUAGCGAAGGCUCAGGCGCUCUUGUUUUUGUUUUUCUUUAUUUCUUUAUUUCACAUACACAUUAGCCAUUCAAUGGAGAAGCCGGAGAGUCAGGCAAAGAUGGUAUAACAGAAGCGCAGUGACGGGGGCGGGGUUAGGGCGGGGCAGAGAGGGGACAGACGGGCUGGCUGCCUACUUGCAUUCCGCUAGGACACUGAAAACCCAGAAAACAAAACAGACAGUAAACUACCCUUGUUUCUUAUGUAUCUCAGUGCAGAGACGGGGGUGGAGGGCAGAGAGAAGGGGAGACCAGGCUGAAGGAGGAGAGGGGGGACAGGGGACGCUAAGGGGAAGCACACCAAAUCCAUUAGUACUAUAUAUAGAGAUACUCGUAUAUACUGCGUUUCUUAGCCUAGGAAGAAACUUGUUUGACGGGACGGGCGGCCUUUGCGGUCCGCGAUGCUGGUGCUGGUCGGGCGCACGGAUCUCCCGGGAGGGGCCGAAGCGGGGCUGGCCCAGGCUGGCUUGCGGGGGGAGGGGGGCGCCCCGAGGGUGGGUAGGUGGGGGGAGCAGAGGUGGGGCUGGAGUGCCCCUCGGGCUCUCGAUUGGGGGACGAAAGUUCUCGUGACUUUAUUGCUCCUUUAUCUUCUUCCGUGGUGUGUGUGUGUGUGUGUGUGUGUGUGUGUGUUUGUGUGUAGGUCCGUUCAGCACGGUCGGGAUGGGGAAGUGGUGGGUCGUCUGAGCCACCCUACCCCUCUGGGACCCAGAGCGCGGCGUCCGCUCCGCCAGCACGGGGGUGAGAACAAGGCACUAGGUCGGCCGGCCAGCGCGGGGGCGGGUGUAUAAGGCAGUCAGUCGACAGGGCUGGUUUCCGGGUGGGGUGGGCUGUGUGCGGGCCGUGUGCGUGCGUGCGUGCGGGCGCGGGCCUGGGCCAAAACGACCUGGCAGCUUGGCUGGUCCUGUCCUGGAGCGUCGAGCCUUUCCCGUGCUCCCCGAAGGUUGACGGGGGUGGGGAUGGGGUGGAAGGAGUGAUGUUGAGUCGUGGGCACCGGGGAAGGUCGGGGAGAAAACUACCAACUUGCUGAGCGCGCUCCAGAUAAUGCUGGUGAGGGUCAAGUUGGCGUCUGGCUCAAAGAAGGGCGCUCGAGGCGGAGAGGGAGGGAAGGAGGGGACAUUUGUACGUUGGCAUUGACCUCUGCGGGGUAGGGGCUGGGGCCCCCCGCCGCGCCCCCGUGCCCGGAAGGGGAGGGGCGAGGAGGGGGCGCCGGGCCCCGGGGGUGGGGCGCCCGAGGAGACCCGCGGCCAGAGCAGCCCCGCCGCUGGGCGCACGCCGCUGUCCCGUUCCGUUAAACUCAACAAAGAAGGGAUAUGCGUGUUCCUAACAAGUGCAGGAUAUUUAAUUGAUUCAUAAACUUAUGUAUAAUAGUUUGUGGGUUUUUUUAAAACGUACUUUAUAAUGUAAGAAGCACCAGGGUUUUUAUGUUGAAUUACCUUAAAAAUAAUUUUCUCUCGUCCUUUUCCUUUUUGAUCGUGUUGAUUUUUUUUUAAAUGUCGAGGUGUUUUUAUUUUUUUUAACUCUAAAAUGUGAACGUUUUCUUCAGCCCUCCCACCGAAACCGAGAACGAACGACGAAACAAAUAAAAACCCCAGAUCAUCCUUGUCAACGCAGGAAAACGACUUAAAAAAAAAAA